Molecule: messenger RNA, 1514 nt
Organism: Zymoseptoria tritici IPO323
Lineage: Eukaryota; Fungi; Ascomycota; Dothideomycetes; Mycosphaerellales; Mycosphaerellaceae
Exons: 2
Coding region: 141-1514 (457 amino acids)
Biological process (GO): transmembrane transport
Cellular component (GO): brush border membrane
Molecular function (GO): transmembrane transporter activity
Source: RefSeq, a predicted model, not a curated record
UAUUACAUUUGCCAUAUUUCGGGUGCACAACGACAUGCCCACGCGAUCAUCCUGAUCUUCUUCUUCUUCUCCGACUUGACGAACACAUACAGUCCCUACUGCAAAGAAUCCAUACCAUCCAGCGACACACAACACUCAACAUGGCAGAAGCACCCGCAUAUCCUCCUGCCAUGCGCAAGAAAGUGCUCAAGGUCCUGGUCAUAUCAUUAAUUCUCGAUCUGAUCUCCUUCACCUUCAUCCUCCCGCUCUUCCCCAAACUCCUCGAGUUUUACCGCAACACCGAAGCGGAAUCCGGCCAUACGGUCCUUUCCAACGUCCUCUACGGCCUCAACACGUACAAAAACUCAUUUGCCAAGCCCAUCAACGACCGCUACGACAUUGUCCUGCUGGGCGGCGCUCUGGGCUCCCUCUUCUCCUUCUGCCAGGCCAUUGCGUCUCCCAUCAUCGGCACUCUUUCCGAUCGCUAUGGCCGCCGCACCGCUCUCAUGUGGUCCAUGUGCGGAAACAUCGCCUCGGUGGCAUUGUGGUGCGCUGCCACCGACUUCCGAACUUUCCUCGCUAGCCGUGUUGUAGGAGGCCUCUCUGAAGGCAACGUGCAACUCGCCAUGGCCAUCGCGACCGACAUCUCCUCGGAUGCCGAUCGCGGAAAGACCAUGGCUCUUGUUGGCGUAUGCUUCUCUGUAGCAUUUACAUUUGGACCUGCUUUGGGUGCUUUCCUCGCGAACAUCACGACCGUCGCCGCCAAUCCCUUCGCCACCGCUGCAGGAGUCUCUCUCGCGUUGAUCGUGACAGAGACAAUCUACCUCUACUUCGCUCUCCCAGAAACCCACACGAACCGCCGCACCACACACAUCGGAACCGCAGCGAAAUCUCACCCAGUCGUCAAGGGUCAAAGGACGAACUCCCAUCUCAUCCUGAACCUCACGCACUUCACCUUUAUCCUCUUCUUCUCCGGCAUGGAAUUCUCCCUCCCGUUCAUGACCUACGAUCUCUUCUCUUACGGCUCCAAGGACACCGGAAAACUGCUCGGCUACAUUGGUCUGGUCGCAUCUCUCCUGCAAGGUGGAGUCACUCGCCGCAUGCAUCCUCUCCGCGUGGUGCAGCUUGGUGUUGCGUCGGCCGCUGUGGCGUUCUUCGUGCUUUCCAAUACCAACACCGAACGCAUGCUCUACGUCGCCGCUACACUACUAGCUGUGACAAGCAGCACCGUCGUCACGGGCCUCAACAGUCUGUCCUCUUUCGAAGCGUCUUCCGAUGAAAGAGGCGAGAAAUUGGGCAACCACCGAUCUUUUGGCCAGGUGGGACGAGCUUUGGGACCACUCAUUUUCUGUACGCUUUACUGGUGGGCUGGCCGUGACGCAGCAUAUAUCAUCGGAGGUUCAGGCAUGGUCGCUGUGUGUGGACUGGUAUUUGGCGGUCUGAAAGCACCAAAGGGUCUGGAGGGAAAGAAAAUCGCCGAGGUAGAGAAGGUGGUGGAGGAGAAGGCGAAUGGCAAGGCUGUCAAGGUUGGUUAG